This is a messenger RNA of Eleginops maclovinus (Patagonian blennie), 3213 nucleotides long. RefSeq names its product zinc finger protein OZF-like. Lineage: Eukaryota; Metazoa; Chordata; Actinopteri; Perciformes; Eleginopidae. The record is from RefSeq and is a predicted model, not a curated record. Bases 1011 to 2165 code for a protein of 384 amino acids. The transcript has 3 exons.
UUAAUACUUGUAUGCAUUAGUAUUGUUUUUGGCAUUGUCUCCUAUUCCCUUCACAAAUUAGUAUGUUGCCGACAGAAUUAUGAACAUCUAAGCUAAACCGCUGCAUGUUAGGUCACAUUUAGUGUAUAUCUCAUCAGGCGAGAAUCCUAUAAAAUACCUAACAAUGACCCUUUGGUAUUGCUCAACCCUACUUCAGAGAUGCUGUGUAUAACGUAAAGUAUGCCAACUGGGGGUUAUCAUUCAUCAUUAGCAUGCCAUACUGUAGAUGAAAAAAAUAUGUAAUACAGAAAAUAGGGCUGGCUGAGAGAAAAGUUAGAUUGUUCUGCUUCAUGCUCUUCUGUGGCGUCCUUCGUAUCUAACCAGAGUUGGGUGUUACAGUAAUGUAUUACUUUCUGCUGUUUUUAAGAAAUCACAAACAUCGAGAGACAUUCGGACACCUGACAAAACAAUUGUGCCGGUAGAAUAGUAACUCAGUAAGCCUGCUUACUAUUGGUUUAGAGGGCUGCAGAAACAGAUUCGCGAUUGAGAGCUGCAGGCUCACGAUUGAGAGCUGCAGGCUCACAAUGGAGAGCUGCAGGCUCACAAUGCAGAGCUGCAGGCUCGGAAAAGUAGUGUAACGCAUUACAGUUCAGAGACAGUAAUACUGUAAUGUAACUUAUUACUUUAAAAAGACAGUAACAAGUAAUAUGUGCUGUAUUACAUUUUGGAAGUAACUUGCCCAUCACCGUAUCUAAAACUCCACAUGUAUGAUUGUCAGCUAGCAGCAGGCAUAUGGAAGCUAUGUAUUUAUUGAUAAAACAGAAAUUUGACACAAACAACUGAACCCAUAUUUGCAAAACAUGUUGCAUUAUGUAACAGUCCCUUGCUGAAAUAGUCUUAAACAUGAUAUUUCAAAUACUUCCAUCACAUCAGCAUGCUUUUUACACAUCUACAGUAUAUCAUGACACCAGCUCCUUGGAUCUUUGAACACACGUGUUUCACUGUCAGUUUUGAUUUCCCAGGCUGCAGUCAUGGGCCCAGACACGGCGCCUGUCUCUAAAACAGAAUCUCCGGAGGAAAGUCCAGGACAAGUCAUUGUGAAGGUCAACACUGAUUCAGAUUCCUAUGAAGUAUCUACCGACUCUGAGCCAGACAACUCUAAACAUCCAGAGAAGUGUUACACUUGUUCCAUCUGCAGCAAGGCAUUUGACAGACCAUCAAAGCUAGAUAGGCAUAAACCUGUACACACAAGGAAGCCUAAGACUCUUCAUCAGUGUGAGCAUUGUGAAAAGAGUUUCACACAACAAGAGAAGCUUAUCCGACACCAGAGUUUCCACAAUAGGACUAACAAGCACCCCUGUCCUGACUGUGGGAAAGUGUUCAACAGGCCUUCAAAGUUAGAGAGACACAAGCGCACACACUCGAAGAAACCAAAGGUGCCUCAUCAGUGUUCUUACUGCAUGAAGACGUUCAGUAAACUUAACAAACUUGUCCGUCACAAGCGAAUGCACACCGGGGAGAGGCCUUUCACCUGCUCCGUCUGCGGAAAAGGAUUUUCUGAGUCUGGUCACUGCAAAGCACAUGAAAAAACGCACGAGGAACAGCCAGAAAAACCUCACUGCUGUGCAGACUGUGGGAUGUGUUUCUUCAAGGCAUCAGAGCUCCGUCGGCACUCUCGCUCUCACACAGGAGAGAAACCUUUUAGAUGCAACUUAUGUGAUAGCUGCUUCUCGCGCUCAGAAGGACUCAAAAGACACAUGAGGAGCCACACAGGAGAGAGACCAUACAAAUGCAUCAUCUGCGCAAAGGGAUUUUAUUCUCGUCAGGAUUUAAAUAUUCAUGGCUUGACCCACUCUGGAGAGAAACCACAUCUUUGCCCCGUGUGUGGUAAAGGCUUCUCGCAGCUGGGCAACAUGAAAGAACAUGAACAAAAUGUUCACAUUAAGUCAGAGAAAUAUAUUUGCAAUGAAUGUGGGGCAACCUUUACACGGUAUAAGUCACUGACGAAACAUCAGCGGACACACACAGGUGAAAGACCCUACUUGUGCCUCACCUGUGGUCGCAGGUUUUCGUGGAGCCAUUCUCUCAGCAGGCACCGGAGGACGCACACACACAUGCAGAUGUCUAUGGAGACAACCAAAGACACAUCACGUUUUGAAGGACCCUCUGAAAAUCCUAGCAAUUGAAAAUGGAAGUGAAAACUUUAUAGAAGGACAUUUCAUUUUGAAAUUAUCCUAAGCUAAAAUGUACUAACUUGGAGCAAGGAGGUUAGGUUUUUUGAGGUUGUUCUUUUCCUGCUGCUUGUCUGUUUGACAGUAGGAUUACAGAAAAAGUAUUGGCUGGGUGUCCAUGAGACUUGGUGGAAGGAUGUAACAAGGGCCAAGGAAGUAUCCCAUAACUUUUGGAGCAGAUCUGAAACUAUCAGAUUGAUACAUUAGUCAUGUUUCACUUUUGGAACAUUGUGAGAUAGGAAAUGUGGAGGAAAAAAGGGGAACACAAGUUCUAAACUACGGAGAUUCAUGUGAAUCAGCCCUUAAGUCAGAACAACCAAUGCAAAACAGCUUUAGUGUUGUUUAAACACACAGAGCACUAAAAUACAACACAUCUUUGUAGCGUUCAUGUUGUUUCCACUACUAGAAGUUUGUAGUUAUUUAGAUCUCAAUUUGAAACUACGGUACGAUUCACCUCGCAACUUGCUUUGCUAUUAUAAUAUAUCAAUCAGAGCUUCUCAGUACAAGGCUCCAAAUAUUUUCCCAAUAUAUGUUUUUAUCUAAGCUGUGUUAUUUUGAUGAAGAUAGAGGACUCGGCUAAUUAAGUACAAUGCAGUGUGCUUAUCUUAUGUAGUGAUUCUCUGUUUACAUCGUUACUUUUAGACCUGCCUUUAGAUAGUGUGAAAUAAUAUCUCAUUGUGUAAUGAAUUUCUGUUACUUACUAACCAAAAGGUAUGUCACAACCAAAGUAGAGAUGAUCUAAACAAGACCUAAAACUCUUUUUGACUAACAACCAAACUGUUACGUUUUACAAAAUGUACCAAUUAUCUGCAACUGAAAUGUUGGCUUUCCGAUAUAGGUCACAUAAACUAAUGUAAUCCCCUACCUUACAAGAGGGCACCCGUGAACAUUAACCAGCACCAAGAUGUGUGCAUGGGUUUUACCAUUAACUCUGGUAUUUUAUUUCUGUACUUUCUUUCUAAUAACAAAGAAUGCCAAAAAUAAAUCGUGUUUUGUACUCUUA